UACGGCUACGAAGAGCUAUGAGAUACCAAGGUUUAGACGAAGUUCGGCCAAGUUCGGCCAAGUUCGGCAGAGCUGUAAGAUUUCCUUCACAGUGCCAUCUCCUAUCAGAUUUAGAAAAAGGUCGCGACAAUAGUCUAGAUUUCAUCUUAAAUUAUGAUGUUCGUUCCGAGAUUCGCUUGAACUUAGUCAUCGAAAUUGUAAUAUGUUUCUGCGCAGUUAUAGUAUUGGCUACUUGUAACAAGUCCCCAGAUUUGGGGUUUGCCUUGGGUUUUUUGCUUGGUGCAAUGUCAGUUAAACCUUGUAAGACUUCAUUUGAAGUUCGGCCAAGUUCGGCCAAGUUCGGCAGAGCUGUAAGAUUUCCUUCACAGUGCCAUCUCCUAUCAGAUUUAGAAAAAGGUCGCGACAAUAGUCUAGAUUUCAUCUUAAAUUAUGAUGUUCGUUCCGAGAUUCGCUUGAACUUAGUCAUCGAAAUUGUAAUAUGUUUCUGCGCAGUUAUAGUAUUGGCUACUUGUAACAAGUCCCCAGAUUUGGGGUUUGCCUUGGGUUUUUUGCUUGGUGCAAUGUCAGUUAAACCUUGUAAGACUUCAUUUGAAUUAUGGUUAGAAUAUUAUCAAGAAACGUUAAGUCAUCAGGACAGAACCUUAAUAUAUCUUUUGGCCGUGUUUGGUACUAUUAUUUAUUUGCUAAUGAUGUCAGGGGGAAUUGCCUUAAUAUUCACAUACAUAGAGAUAAUUAUCCACAUUAUUAGAAGAUAACUGAGAAUGUCACCACCGUCUACUGGCUGCGAAAUAUAACAACUAUCACUAUGAAAUGUAGACUUGUUUUUAUACAAGCGACAGAUUUUGAUCUUAGUGCACUCUAUUCUUUUCCCUUUGCCCUGCUGUCGACAAUGAAACAAUGCCUUAUCAAUCCACACCGUAAUGCUACACAUGAAUGAACACACAAACAGAUAUAUUUUGCAGCCAGUUAUGGAAUUGAUUUGAGCACUAGAGCUUAUCUAUUUUAAGAAUUGCUACCACAGCCAUGAUAUCACUCAAUUGAAUACUUUACACAUCAAUUUAUAUUGAUUCUCUUCUUCACGUUGGCGUAGACGUGAGGUACCAAUUAAGUAUUGAGUGGAUCACUGUCUGAAAGACGUUUUUCUUUGACUGAAAAUUAGGAUGAACAUUAUCCAAUAAAACUAUUUUCAAUUACUUAAUGUGUUUGAAAAUUAAAUACCUAUGUAUUGAACAUAAUCUGACC
[Candida] anglica is the source of this 1242-nucleotide messenger RNA. NCBI's taxonomy places the organism in Eukaryota, Fungi, Ascomycota, Pichiomycetes, Serinales, Debaryomycetaceae. The record is from the annotation of a GenBank genome assembly.